This is a messenger RNA of Gloeophyllum trabeum ATCC 11539, 816 nucleotides long. RefSeq names its product Acireductone dioxygenase. The record is from RefSeq and is a predicted model, not a curated record. NCBI's taxonomy places the organism in Eukaryota, Fungi, Basidiomycota, Agaricomycetes, Gloeophyllales, Gloeophyllaceae. Gene Ontology annotation, molecular function: acireductone dioxygenase [iron(II)-requiring] activity. Bases 58 to 606 code for a protein of 182 amino acids. The transcript is spliced from 4 exons.
UCCGCGUCCUCCCAUGUAACUAAUCCACCCUCGAUUCUCUCCUCACCACCGCAGACGAUGCGCGCAUACUACUUCGACAACGUCCCCGGCGACCAGCGCCUCCCGCACGACUCGGGCAAGAGCGUCCUCCUCGAAAAGCUCUCCGCGCUCGGCGUGCACUACUGGUCCAUCCCCGUCUCGCCCAGCGGCGAGCCCGACGAGGAAGCCGUGGAUAGGAUCGCGAGGGAGAGGGACUACAAGAACCGCGAUGUGAUCGAUGUGAGCAGGCAGGGGCUGGGCGCGGCGUACGAGAGCAAGAUCAAGAUGUUCUUCGAGGAGCAUAUGCACGAGGACGAGGAGAUCCGGUACAUCCUCGCCGGCAGCGGCUUCUUCGACGUGCGCGAGCACCCGACGGACAACUGGAUCCGCAUCGCGAUGCACCCGGGCGACAUGAUCGUCCUUCCCGCCGGCAUCUACCACCGCUUCACGCUCGACGAGGCCGACCGCAUCCGCGCGAUGCGCUUGUUCAAGGACGAGCCCAAGUGGACGCCGUACAACCGCGGACACGAGACGGACGCGAACCCCAUCAGGGGCGAGUACCUCCGCGCCAUCGGCGUCGGCGCAUGAAUAGCGGUGCGCGAGCACUGGCGGUUAGUAUGUGGGCGUUCAAAGAGGUCCGUGCAUAGAGGGAAGAUGAGGGAAGGCGAAGAGAUCAGAUGAGAGACGAUGUUUCGGUGCUGUGAUCUUCGGCGAGUCGAAAUCUAUCUGACGUUAUCGGAGGUGUAUCUAUGCUCGUCUUUCCGAAUCUCAAUGUUUCCCAAUAGCUAUCCCCACAAA